AUUGGGAGAAGGAUAUGGCCACUGCAUUUGUGAGAGGGGCCCAGACAAUGAACUCCAUGUUCUUCAAACCGAUCGGGCGAAAGGGUUUCCACAGGAAAAGCUCUUCACCAGAUAUGAUGAGGGAGAGAGUGGAAACAGAAAGCAAGGAAGUGAAGAGCAAUAAGAGCCAUGUGACGGGUGAGGCAACUCCAUGGAUGCUUGAUGUUCGAACUGGAAUUUAUUACCCUAAAGGCCACGAGAAGGUCCUCGAAAGCAUUCCUGAUGGUGGUGGGGCUGCAGUAAACAUGCAAGUCAAUAGGUUUGACGAUGAAAACAGUUAA
Molecule: messenger RNA, 320 nt
Organism: Momordica charantia (bitter melon)
Lineage: Eukaryota; Viridiplantae; Streptophyta; Magnoliopsida; Cucurbitales; Cucurbitaceae
Product: F-box/RNI superfamily protein
Source: RefSeq, a predicted model, not a curated record